UGUACAUACAUACAGACAGCAUAAAUAUACAACGCCAUACCCCCCCUGCGCGCAACAAGACACAAGCAGCCACGCAUCCUCGUGCGUAUCAUCAUGCGGUGUCAGUUCUUGAUUUGCUUCGUGCUCGUCGUCGCUGGGCUCUGGCCGCUGCAGGCGGGUGCGCAGAAGUACGCCGCCAUCUUCAACUUCGGAGACUCCCUCGCGGACGCCGGCAACCUCUGCGUGGACGGAAUCCCGUCGCACCUCGCCACGGCGCGCCCGCCGUAUGGCAUGACCUACUUCGGGUACCCGACGGGGCGCGUCUCCGACGGCCGCCUCGUCGUCGACUUCAUCGCGCAGGAGCUGGGGCUGCCGCUUCUGCCGCCGUCCAAGGCAAAGAACGCCACGUUCCACUACGGCGCCAACUUCGCCAUCACCGGAGGCACUUCGCUGGACACGAGCUUCUUCGAGGCGCGCGGGCUGGGGCGCCAUAUCUGGAGCUCCGGCUCCCUGCACACGCAGCUCGGGUGGUUUGAUGACAUGAAGCCAGCCAUCUGCAGCUCCCCAAAAGAGUGCAGGGACCUCUUCCGGCGGUCGCUGUUCAUCGUCGGCGAAUUCGGCGGGAACGAUUACGCCGCCUCGCUCGGCGCGUUCCUCCCGCUGGAGCUGGUGCACACUUUCGUGCCUCACAUCGUCAACUCCAUCGGCAAGGGAAUCGAGAAACUGAUCGCGGAUGGCGCGGUGGAUCUGGUUGUGCCGGGUGUGCUUCCCAUCGGCUGCUUCCCAAUGUACCUGACCAUCUUCCGCAAGAAGCCGGAGAUGUACGGCCCGCGCAGCGGCUGCAUCAAGGAUCUCAACACGCUGUCGUGGGUGCACAACGCCCUGCUGCAGAGGAAGAUCGCCGAGCUCCGGCAAAAACACCCCGCCGUGCGCAUCGUCUACGCCGACUACUACACCGCCGUCAUGCAGUUCAUCCUCCACGCCGAGAAGUGGGGGUUCCUAAGGCAGACGCCGAGGACAUGUUGCGGCGCGCCGGGGGUGGGCAAGUACAACUUCAACCUCACUUCCAUGUGUGGAAACCCUGGCGCGUACGCCUGCGACGACCCAUCGGAUCACUGGAGUUGGGACGGCGUCCACCUUACGGAGGCUGCCUAUGGCCACAUUGCCAAGGGCUGGCUCUACGGGCCCUUCUCCGACCCGCCGAUCCUCAAAGACCGGCACCAUAUAUGAGUCCUCUUCUAUUCAGGGAAAUUUUUAAUAAUGGCGAAUUUACACUUUAAAGAUUAUGGAUUCAAGAUGAUAGCUUUAUAGGACCAAAAGGAGUAGGAGCUGGCUAGUGAUGGAUAGAUAUAGAUGUUUUAUUUUUCUAGAUGACACCACGAAAAGAAUCAUCUGUUCUAGAAAAAAGGUAGUCAAGGGGCAUGAAAAUGGUUUCUCUAGCACAAAGCCAACAAUGGUGCCCCCAAAUCUAGCCCGUCUAUGUAGAAUUAAAGAGAUACUGUUUUAGCUCAGCCAACAAUGGUGCCCCCAAAUCUAGCCUGUCUAUGUAGAAUUAUAUAUUUUACUGGUGACUGUGUAGGAAUAUUUAGAUUAGUGUGUAAUUGUACGUCUCUUGUAUUCAUUCAUUGUAUAAUAAAAUUAUAACAAUUUUGAUGAAUCCUACAUGCUUACAUACUUUAUUUCAUAUGUAAGAUAAUUUUAUUUAAA
This is a messenger RNA of Lolium perenne, 1686 nucleotides long. RefSeq names its product GDSL esterase/lipase At5g45910. Gene Ontology annotation, molecular function: hydrolase activity, acting on ester bonds. NCBI's taxonomy places the organism in Eukaryota, Viridiplantae, Streptophyta, Magnoliopsida, Poales, Poaceae. The record is from RefSeq and is a predicted model, not a curated record.